Leptinotarsa decemlineata (Colorado potato beetle) is the source of this 1249-nucleotide messenger RNA. RefSeq names its product GILT-like protein 1. Lineage: Eukaryota; Metazoa; Arthropoda; Insecta; Coleoptera; Chrysomelidae. The record is from RefSeq and is a predicted model, not a curated record. Gene Ontology annotation, molecular function: oxidoreductase activity, acting on a sulfur group of donors, disulfide as acceptor.
GUACGUAUGUUAUUCCGCAUAGUAGAUUUGGAGGACUCAGCCAGGCGCGAUCUCGACGUAACAGUCGCUUGCUCAUUUGUUCUUUCUCAGUUCUUCGACAGACCGUUACCAUAGCCUACUUCGUGUGACCGCUUCAACAGUUUCCAGCAAAACAAUGAAAUUACAGUUAAUACUUUCGUUUGUUUUAACAAUAGUUUGUGUGUUGGCCCAACACGAAAACCACAACCAUGAGGAUCAAAGGGUUAACGUAUCAGUCUACUAUGAAUCAUUAUGCCCCGAUUCAAGGAAGUUUUUCACCCUUCAACUGUAUCCAUCACUUCAAGGAAAUCUCUCCAGUUUUGUUAACCUUACUUUGGUUCCGUAUGGGAAAUCUAAGGCCACAUUUGAUAUCAACGAAUGGCGUUUCGAGUGUCAUCAUGGAGAACAGGAAUGUCAAGGAAACAAAAUUCAAGCUUGCGCCCUGAAGCACAUUGACAAUGGGCUAAACACCCCCGGUUACGGAUUCAAUAAAAUCAGCCUUGCAUUCAUCAACUGUCUCAUGGACAAGGCCGACAAAAACGCCAAAGUAGUCUUCCCAACCAAAGAGUGCGCCACCUAUAACCCCGUCAAUAAUCUUGGUGAAAUUGAAAAUUGCGCCAAUCAUACAUCUGCUUCAAAUUAUCUAGCCAUGUUCGGAAAGCUCACGGAUCAAGUUCAAAAUCCGUUGAAAUCAGUACCGACUAUAGUUUUCAACAACCAGUACAAACAAGCAGAUUCCGACUUAGCCCAAACCAACUUUGUCAAAGCUCUAUGCCAAUAUAUCAAGGGGGAAAAGCCCGCCGAGUGUACAAGAAAUGGCGGCGAAAGUCUGAAAAUUUGUAUAGGCUUUUUGUCCAUGUUGGCAGUAUUAUGGAAUAUCCAGUAGAUGUUAGAAAUCAGAUUGAUUUACUGGUUUCUCUAGAUAUUUUGGAAGAAAUGUUUGACUAUUCAGGGGAUAGUAUGUAAAAUAAAUAUUAAAAUAGAUGUAUUUUUGAUUGGGAAAACAAUGUACUUAGAUUAUGGUUUCAACCGUACCACCUUUAUCUCCUCCCCUGAAUGGGAGGAUCAGUUUCUAAUUGCUCCAGCGUCCAAUCAGCAAAAACACAACGACGUGUGUUGUUUUACAAAAAAAAAUACAUAUUUAAGCGUAAUCCAUUUUGUGAUUCACCUUGUACCUUCAUAUUGAGCAUAUGCCUUGAAUGUAUUGUCAUUAAUAUAUCGUAACGCCUUA